CGUGCGUCUUCAGGUUGUGUCUGGCUCCGAACGAUGCGGCUUAGUUUUUCUGGGUCCUUGGUCGGCCUCCGCCAGCUGGACAUGUCCUUGCUGUGCCAGCUGUACCACCUGCACGAGUCCAUCCAGGAGUACAAGGGGGCGUGCCAGGCAGCGUCCCCGGACCGCACUUCGGCGCUGGAGAACGGCCUCUUCGACGAGCAGGAGGAGUAUUUCCAGGAGCAGAAGUCGCUCCACGCCGGGAGGGACCGAGGCCCACCUCGGGACAUGUUGCUGUCCCCUUCUCCAGCGGUCUCCCCGCUCUCCGGCCACGACUGGAUUCUGGAGUCUCUGUAGAGGCCCCGGGAGGCGCGUGACUGCCGGGGAAGCCCUUGCUGCCGGUCACCUGUCGUCUGGCAGGGGAGCACCUCCUUUGCUCUGCCGGGGACGGGGCUCAGCACAAGGACCAACGCUGCCCGUUGGAUUGGCAGGCUGGGAGUUCACAGCAUGUUCCGACGGCUGCAGCUUCUGCUGAGGUGAUCCGGAGGGGCUGAGCAGCACCCUGGACACCCUUGCUGGAGAUGCACCUGCUGGGGAGUCACGAGAACACACCACGAGGAUCCCUGGCCAAGGCCUCCACGGGUGUUUUGUGUGUGGUGACUCUUAGCUAGUGACUGCCUUGCAGGUGGCAGGUCAUUGACACCCUCUUUGUCCUGGGGCUCCUGCUGCAGAUCGUGACUGUUGAAACCAGCAUUUCUUGGCUGCCUCCCUGCAGCUGUUCCUGUGGCUUCAGGAGCCUUUAAGUGUCUUGGCUCAGCCUUAUUGAUUUGUAAGCUGGGUUCCGCAUUAUUCAGGUGAUUCAGUAAAAGCUUUUAGUAACAAAGUAAACAUUUCCAGUCGCACC
Molecule: messenger RNA, 880 nt
Organism: Galeopterus variegatus (Sunda flying lemur)
Lineage: Eukaryota; Metazoa; Chordata; Mammalia; Dermoptera; Cynocephalidae
Gene: FAM89A
Product: family with sequence similarity 89, member A
Exons: 2
Coding region: 34-333 (99 amino acids)
Source: RefSeq, a predicted model, not a curated record